CUCACUCGAGAGCAGACCGAGGCAAACACCGGACUGAGACACUAGUGAUUUCACAGCAGACAUAAACACGGGUCUGUUGGCAUACGGAACAAGUAAAAUAUUUUCUUAGAUUUUGUCCAAGUGAGAAGCCAAGAUGAGUUUCAGCGACUUCAACGAACUGAUGGACAUCCUGGAGGAAUUAAACAUGACAAUCCACGACGAGCAUGACAACAUGUCUCACGUGGAGACCGAGCGCUGCGUCUUCGGCUUCAGCCUCAACGCCGUACUCUACUCCAUGUCUGUCCUCUACAUCUUCAUCUUCCUCAUCGGCCUGGCCGCCAAUGCCUUGGUGGUUUGGGUCAACCUGCGGGCUGAGCGCAACCGCUACGAGACGCACCUGUACAUCCUGAACCUGGCCGUAGCGGACCUGUGCGUCGUGGCCACCCUGCCCGUGUCGGUCAGCUCCCUGCUGCAGCACGGCCACUGGCCCUUCGGCGGCGCCAUGUGCAAAAUCACACACCUGGUCUUCAGCGUGAACCUCUUCAGCAGCAUCUUCUUCCUGAUGUGCAUGAGCGUUGACCGGUACCUGUCCGUGGCACUGUUCGGCGACUCCAACAGCCGCAGGAAGAAGAUUGUGCGGCGGCUGAUCUGCGCGCUGGUCUGGGUUCUGGCUCUCGCUGCGUCCCUUCCUGAGAGCUACUACCUGGACGCUGUGAAGUCCUCCCACUCGGAGCACGUCCAGUGCAAGGCCACGUACCCCGAGGAGAGGGAGUGGACGGCGGGCAUCCAGCUCAGCUUCAACGUCCUGGGCUUCGCCAUCCCAUUCCCGGUCAUCUGCGUGUUUUACUUCCUCCUCGCCGGUGCCCUGUCGUCCUCCACCGACCCCGAGCGCCGACUCAGCCGCAAGAUCAUCUUCACCUACAUCAUCGUCUUCCUCGUCUGCUGGCUGCCUUACCACGGCGUGCUGCUGGUCGAGACCCUGGCCAUCCUCAACAUCCUGCCCUUUAGCUGUCGGCUUGACCACUUCCUGUCCGUGGGCCUGCAGCUGACCCAGUGCCUGUCGCUGGUGCACUGCUGCAUCAAUCCAGUCAUCUACAACUUCAUCAACAAGAACUACCGCUACGACCUCAUGAAGGCCUUCAUCUUUAAGUACUCCACCAAGACCGGACUGGCCAAGCUCAUCGACGCCUCCCGGGUCUCUGAGACCGAGUAUUCGGCCGUGGAUAAUCGCGCUCAGUUGUGAGCGGGAGCAGUGACCGCUGAGAGACAGGAAUCAUCUCAAACUCCUGAACGGACAUAAGAAGCAACUCUGUACAGCUUUUUUUUAAAAAAUGUUUUUUAAAAAUCUUCAAUUUGUAUCAAACUAGAAGAUGCCUUGCUUUGUCUUACCUUGCCUUUCAUUUGUAAAUUGCUCCCUUUGUGAUUUGUCACCUGUGGAUUUUUUAAAACAGGUUUUGUUUUCUAUCAACAGCGACUAACUGCUGAAAGGACUUUUAACAAAAGCACUUGAAAAAAAGUUUAGGCUGAGAGUGUCUGUGUUUAGGCCACGGACUUGUGAAAAUGGCCCCUGAGUCAAACAACCCCCUGACAACACACCCACCCACCCUCACACCAACCCACCCCACACACACACACACACACACACACACACACACACACACACACACACACACACACACACACACACACACACACACACACCUCCCCCAACUGGAGUUCCUCCUUGUCUUGUUUAUCAGUAGCACUCAGGACCGUUGGUGCACCAUCGCCAACAUGACUCCAUCACCCACACGUUCUGUCAAACAGGCAGGACUGGGUUUACUUCUUUCAAUCAACUUUUCACAACAACGACGUGAAGGAUGUGAACACUGAAGGACAAAAUGUCAGGAUGUAAAAUUGAGCUAGAGAGAGUGGUUGUUAUGAAUUUAUGAAUUGUUUUUUUUUUUUUGAAGCAAUUUUGAGAAUGAGACCCCAGGAAGCUCAAACACAUCUAUAGAGAAAAAAAAUAAUAUGUCCCAGAUUUGGGAAGUCUUUUGCAAAAGAGAUGUUUGUUAGCCGGUAUUACCAGGCAAUAGUGUCUUUGGAGUAGUAUUACUUUGUACAUUUUGUAAAUAUUUCAUAUUUAUAUAUUCAUUUUAUAUAUUCUUUAUAGGCUAUGAUGUAUCUGGUGUUUGUAAAUGUGAUAUUGCAAUAAAAACAACUGUAUUAUCUAAAACA
This is a messenger RNA of Alosa alosa (allis shad), 2196 nucleotides long. It is a transcript of the gene ackr3b, whose product is annotated as atypical chemokine receptor 3b. The transcript is spliced from 2 exons. Gene Ontology annotation, biological process: vasculogenesis; angiogenesis; chemotaxis. Gene Ontology annotation, molecular function: coreceptor activity; G protein-coupled receptor activity; chemokine binding. Gene Ontology annotation, cellular component: membrane. Lineage: Eukaryota; Metazoa; Chordata; Actinopteri; Clupeiformes; Clupeidae. Bases 134 to 1222 code for a protein of 362 amino acids. The record is from RefSeq and is a predicted model, not a curated record.